UUCCGCUAGCAGCAGUAAUUUGAUUGGUAAAGGGCAUUUUGGAGAGAGGGGAGGGAGAAAGAUAUUCCCAUCGAUGCCUUCUUAUAAAAACACGAGUAAAACGAUAUGUCGGGUAAGGGUUUGAACUAAAUUGUGAGAAACAACAGAGAAAGUAAGCAAGAAACCGAAGAGAAGAAAAAAUGCCGUGCCUCAACCUCAACACCAACGUGUCCCUCGACGGCGUCGACACCUCUUCCAUCCUCGCCGAAGCCACCUCCUCCGUUGCCAACAUCAUCGGCAAACCCGCGGCCUAUGUGAUGAUUGUACUGAAAGGAUCAGUACCCAUAGCUUUUGGUGGGAAUGAACAGCCAGCAGCUUAUGGAGAAUUGGUGUCCAUUGGUGGUCUUAACCCUAGUGUAAACAAGGAACUUAGUGCUGCAAUUGCUUCAAUUCUGGAAACCAAAUUGUCGGUGCCCAAGUCACGGUUCUUCUUGAAAUUCUAUGACACCAAGGGUUCCAACUUUGGAUGGAAUGGAUCUACAUUCUGAAUUCCAUGUUACAUUGGUUGCGGUACCUUGAAUGUUGGAUGGAGUCUUCAUUAUGUUUCACCUCUAUGUUUAUUUCUAUGUUUGUAUCAUUAUAUAAGUACUCGGCAUUUCUGGUAGCCUAAGCUUGGGUAUCAUGCAAAUGUAACUUGCUUGAUUGCAAGGAUAAAUGGGGAUCAUAUGUGUUUGACACUUUUUGUGACAAACAUUAUCUGGCACCGCUUAAAUGAUCAUUUGUUUUGAUGAUGCAUUUUAUGAAUUCAGCUUGAAACCAUAGAUUUGAUUUGAUCCUCAUGUUAUUGAUUAUAAAGAUGAUACAUACUCGUUCAAUGAUAGUAAUGGCAGGUUUGUGUUCUGUCUA
This is a messenger RNA of Glycine soja, 885 nucleotides long. RefSeq names its product macrophage migration inhibitory factor homolog. The record is from RefSeq and is a predicted model, not a curated record. The coding region runs from base 180 to 527 and encodes 115 amino acids. Gene Ontology annotation, molecular function: phenylpyruvate tautomerase activity. The transcript is spliced from 3 exons. Lineage: Eukaryota; Viridiplantae; Streptophyta; Magnoliopsida; Fabales; Fabaceae.